GGGAGAACUAGCUCAGCAGCCCCCCUUGGGUUGUAACUCCCCACUGUCUCCUGUGCGCAUCGCAGCCGCAAGUGGCUUUCCCUGCUGGGCUUCUGACAACACUGUGUCUAACUUUUAUUGCAGGGUUUUCUGCCUGCCCCUCUGCGCCCAGCUGAUGGGAGAGCUCCUGGGCCAAUGCCCAUUCCGUGCUGUCUGACCAGCCUUGACUUGAUCCUGCGACUUGGCGCACCUUUACAAUGGCCCUAACCUUGUUUGAUACUGAUGAAUACCGACCACCUGUUUGGAAAUCUUACUGUAGAGAACAGACCCAAAUAUUAUGGAAGAGAAUUCCAUGGUAUGAUCUCAAGAGAAGAAGCCGACCAAUUAUUAAGUGUUGCAGAGGGAAGUUAUCUCAUUCGUGAAAGCCAACGGCAACCAGGAACCUACACUUUGGCAUUAAGAUUUGGAAAUCAAACCAGAAACUUCAGACUCUACUACGAUGGAAAACACUUUGUUGGGGAGAAACGUUUUGAGUCCAUCCAUGACCUGGUGACAGAUGGAUUGAUUACUCUUUAUAUUGAAACCAAGGCAGCAGAAUAUAUUGCCAAGAUGACAAUAAAUCCAAUUUAUGAACACAUAGGAUAUACAACCUUAAACAGAGAGCCAGCACACAAAAAACAUAUGCCAACCCUGAGAGAUACAUAUGAUGGCAAAGAGUCUACAGGAGAAGAUGAGGUAGCAGAGAAAAGGUUGACAUCACUUGUCAGAAGAGCAACCCUGAAAGAAAAUGAACAUAUUCCAAAAUAUGAAAAGGUUCACAAUUUCAAGGUUCACACGUUCAGGGGUCCACACUGGUGUGAAUACUGUGCCAACUUUAUGUGGGGCCUCAUUGCUCAGGGAGUAAAAUGUGCAGAUUGUGGUUUAAAUGUUCACAAGCAGUGUUCCAAGAUGGUCCCAAAUGACUGCAAGCCAGAUCUAAAGCAUGUCAAAAAAGUGUACAGCUGUGACCUUACAACGCUAGUAAAAGCACACAUCACUAAAAGGCCAAUGGUGGUAGACAUGUGUAUUAGAGAGAUUGAAUCUAGAGGUCUUAAUUCUGAAGGACUAUACAGAGUUUCAGGCUUUAGUGACCUAAUUGAAGACGUCAAAAUGGCAUUUGACAGAGAUGGGGAAAAAGCUGAUAUUUCUGUGAAUAUGUAUGAAGAUAUCAAUAUUAUCACUGGUGCACUUAAAUUGUACUUCAGGGAUUUGCCAAUUCCGCUUAUCACGUACGAUGCCUACCCAAAAUUUAUAGAUUCUGCAAAAAGCAUGGAUCCUGAUGAACAGUUGGAAACACUUCAUGAAGCAUUGAAACUACUGCCACCUGCACACUGUGAAACCUUAAGGUAUCUCAUGGCACAUUUAAAGAGGGUAACCCUUCAUGAAAAGGAGAAUCUUAUGAAUGCAGAGAAUCUUGGCAUUGUUUUUGGACCAACCCUUAUGCGAGCACCAGAACUAGAUGCAAUGGCUGCACUGAAUGAUAUCCGUUACCAGAGACUUGUGGUGGAGAUGCUUAUAAAAAAUGAAGACAUUUUAUUUUGAAUAUUUUGUUUUGUUCUUUCUAAAAAAGGAAACAACAAUAUUCUGUGGAGGAAGGAAUAUUUUAAUGUAAUUUAACUGGCUCUUGUAGCUGAAUUCCAUAUUUGCUAGAGCUUUUGAUGUAUACAGGAUAAAAAUGAAGGAACUCAGUGUCGCUUCUGUAGUGCCAUUCAGCUGAUGUUGAAAAAAGGUUAACACAUUUUCCAGUACUAGUUAUCCUGGGUGUUUAUCAUGUUUAAAGCAAAAAUCUAAAGCUCGAUUGCAUGAUUGGCUUCCUGUUCUCCCUGUUUUGAUGAAGAUCUUUCUGCAAAAGAAACAAGAGAACCGGUGCAGCAUCUUUUAUAAGCAUCUUUGUUCUGGAUAGUAUGUGAUUGUAAUUUAGCAUGUUUCUCAGUGUAAACCUAUUGUGAAUUUGCUUUUAUGUUCUAUGUAAUUGGUUUCUGAUACUAAAAAAGAAUGAUUUCUGUGAAAUGGGGCUUCUGGCUGUAUGUUGACAUUUCCUAUCAUUGUUUUCCCACUUUCUUGGGUGAUUUCUUCCUGGUUUCUCUCAGUUCUUUAACAUGUAGUGAUUUGUUUUUAACAGAAACAAAAUGUGUACUUUGUCACUUUAAGUAAUUCUUCACGCCUUUUAUCGUGGUUGCAGUAAAAUCUGCAACACUGUACAAUAUUUCCUUUAUUGUUGUUUCAAUUGUAAUUUUGUAUUUUUAUCUGGCAUGCAUAUAUUAAUUUAUUAAAU
Messenger RNA from Trachemys scripta elegans, 2293 nucleotides. It is a transcript of the gene CHN1, whose product is annotated as chimerin 1. Lineage: Eukaryota; Metazoa; Chordata; Testudines; Emydidae. Gene Ontology annotation, biological process: positive regulation of GTPase activity; regulation of small GTPase mediated signal transduction; ephrin receptor signaling pathway. Bases 262 to 1560 code for a protein of 432 amino acids. The transcript is spliced from 12 exons. The record is from RefSeq and is a predicted model, not a curated record. Gene Ontology annotation, molecular function: GTPase activator activity; ephrin receptor binding.